Messenger RNA from Hylaeus anthracinus, 531 nucleotides. RefSeq lists its product as uncharacterized. Gene Ontology annotation, biological process: sensory perception of smell. Gene Ontology annotation, cellular component: membrane. The coding region runs from base 1 to 531 and encodes 176 amino acids. Gene Ontology annotation, molecular function: odorant binding; olfactory receptor activity. The transcript is spliced from 4 exons. The record is from RefSeq and is a predicted model, not a curated record. Lineage: Eukaryota; Metazoa; Arthropoda; Insecta; Hymenoptera; Colletidae.
AUGCUGUUAGCGAUUUAUAUGAUCGCUCAGUUAAUACCUCUGCUCACCAGGCAGCUUACAACGAUAGAGAUCUUAAAAAACAUAUCGCCCAUAUGUAUGUUACUGUGCGCCAUAUACAAGCACAUCGUCUUUUGGCGACAAGCCGAAACAAUCAAAGAAUUUAUGGAAGAAGUGAAGCACGAUUGGGGAUCGAUGAACGACGAGGAACUGAAGAUUCUUAAAGAGUACGCUUACUUGGGGAAACGUUAUUCAACAAUUUUCGCAAUGUUUGUUUCUCCGUCGGUGGUAAUUGCAAUGGCGGCUCACUUCACGUCCGACAUUCUGGAUAUUGUAUCACCGUUGAACGAAAGUCGUCCUCAUUGGUCUCCCGUAGCAACAGAGUACUUUGUCGACCAACAGAAAUACUUCUACCCGAUCAUGCUUUACGAGAACUUGGCGAUCUUCGCAGGUGGAACUAUGUUUGUGGGUACCGAAUCUUUGAUUACAAUGUGGCUGCAUCAUUUUGCUGCGUUGUUUAAAAUUAUUUGGUGA